AUGACUUCUCGGCAAAGCUCCUACAGCCCCUCAGAUUCUUUCGAAUACACAGCCUUACAAUUUGCUGUAAGAAGAAAUUCAAUUGAACAAGUUAGAUAUUUAAUUGAAAGUGGUAGCGAACUAGACACUGGUCCAGAUCCAGCUUUGCACCUGGCAUUGCGAAAAAGCAACACAAAAAUUGCUACAAUUCUUUUAGAAUCUGGUGCUAAUUUUGAACUCAAAGAUUCGAACGGAGAUCAACCGAUUCAUAUUGCCUGCAAUCUUGGCCUACUAGACAUAGUCAAAGUACUCUGUGCCUAUGGUUGUACCGUGGAAGUACCGACAGCUAAAGGCCUGUACCCGUUACAUUUGGCUGCUAAAAAUGGCCAUAUUUCAGUCGUAAGAUGUCUGUGUGCGGCAGGCUGUAAUAUAGAAGCACGAAAUACGGAUAACAUUAGAGCUGAUAUAACAGCUUUAAAGUAUGGUCAUAAUGAUAUAGCGGAUUUGUUGGAUCGCUUGAGGAGUUCAGGUCAACGAGAUCACUUUGCCAGGCAACUCGUACCCACAUCCAGGCCAGCUUUGAGGCUGAAUUUAAGGCUUUUAGGUCAUUGCGGGGUUGGAAAAACCUCGUUUGUUAAAAGUUUAGGGGCCGGUCUUUUUAGUUCGCUUUUUAGACGUUCUAGUUCCCUGCAAAGUAAUAAAUGUUAG
Ceutorhynchus assimilis (cabbage seed weevil) is the source of this 687-nucleotide messenger RNA. NCBI's taxonomy places the organism in Eukaryota, Metazoa, Arthropoda, Insecta, Coleoptera, Curculionidae. The record is from the annotation of a GenBank genome assembly.